Messenger RNA from Daucus carota subsp. sativus, 2386 nucleotides. RefSeq names its product growth-regulating factor 7. The record is from RefSeq and is a predicted model, not a curated record. Gene Ontology annotation, biological process: regulation of DNA-templated transcription; DNA-templated transcription; developmental process. The coding region runs from base 204 to 1400 and encodes 398 amino acids. Gene Ontology annotation, cellular component: nucleus. Gene Ontology annotation, molecular function: ATP binding. Lineage: Eukaryota; Viridiplantae; Streptophyta; Magnoliopsida; Apiales; Apiaceae. The transcript has 4 exons.
AAAAGUAGAGGGGUGCCGAGGUUAUGAUAGGGAUGCAGCAACACUAGCACCCAUAUAUGUCGUCAAGAUAAUGCAGCAAAACUGCAAAACCAGCACCAGCAGCAAUUACUGCUAACUAAAACUACCUGCUAGUGCAGAACCAGAGUACUUUCUCAUUAAUCUCUCCUUCCACUACAGACUCUUCUACCGAAGCCCAGGAGGAGAUGGCUACAACAGCAUUGGGAUAUCCUGGCUGUUCAGGAGCAGAAGCUGCUGCUUUUACAAGAGCACAAUGGAAAGAGCUUGAGAGACAAGCAAUGAUCUAUAAGUACAUUGUUGCUUCUGUUCCUGUCCCUCCUCAUCUUCUCUCCUCAGAUGCCACUUCUUUUGAUAAUCAAGGGUCUUCUCUAGUAUACAACUUGAAAUACGGGAACAACAAAGAUGCAGAGCCAUGGAGGUGUAAAAGAACAGAUGGGAAGAAAUGGAGGUGUUCUAGAGAUGUGGCGCCUUGUCAAAAAUACUGUGAGCGUCACAUGCAUAGAGGCAAGCCUCGUUCAAGAAAGCCUGUGGAACAACAACAACAACAACAACAACAAGUCUCUUCCACCGGUAACAAGAAAACUAGGCAGCACCUUCCUGCAAAUGCUCCGGCCUCACCGAAAGCACCAGCAGCUCCUCAAGAAACAAGCAUUCACAACAACCCAUCUAUGAAUCUACUCAAGAAUGUUGCAGAAACUGAAGAUGUCUCGCUCAGGGAUUCAGACUGGAUGAUCGAAAGCAGGAUGAUGACAAUGGAGACAUCUGAACAACAAUGGCAUCAGUUAAUGAGUGAAGGCUCUACCACAAACCCCUCUAUUUUCCAGCAUAGUAAUUAUGAGAAAGAACAAGAACUGAGUUUGCUUUCUAUUCCGGAGAUUGAAAACUCUAGUACUGAUGAGUACACUAUGUUUUUGAGUCCUUACUAUAAUCCUCGGGAUUUCAUUGACGUGUGGUCUAAUGACAGUAAUCCGGAAUAUUACAGCAAGAACAAGUCCUCUGGUGCAGCUGAUGCAAAUGUCUCGCCUUCUUCACUAGAUUUUUCAAUGACCAUGGCUGUGAGAGAUACUUUUGACAAUGAAAUGGGUCAGAUUGAAAUGGAAGAAAAUAGAGAUGCAUAUGAAAGAUGUCGCGAUUUAAACUUGUUAAGUCCGAUUUCUUGGAUGGGUUCUGAUUCUGGCGGUCCAUUAGCUGAGGUUUUGAGGCCUACCAAUGCUGCUGAUGGAGAUGUUAUUAGCCCUCUAGCAACCUCUGCUUCGUCUCCAACGGGCGUCUUGCAGAGAACAAUGUUAUCAUUGUCUGAUAGUAGUGUUUGCAAUAGUCCAACAGGAGUUGCUACUUCAGCUGCAGCAGCGGAGAUUGUUGGAUUCCAGUGGCUGAAUUGAAUAACCCCAUGUAAGGUUCAAUUUUUCCGAAUUUUGUCAAGGAUCUUCUUGUUUUAUUCAUGUUCUUUUGCUAACUUAUUUUAUCAAAAUUGCUUGUUCUUCCUAAUUAGGCUUUGAUUUUUUUUGGACAAUCAUUAACCAAUAUUUAUUUUCCGGAAACCCCAUCUAGUAUCACGCCAGACCGCCACAGGCCCAACACGUGACAUGUAAAUCAGACUAACCGAGUAGACUACACUGGUGGCCGAAAGAUUAGAACUUGUUUAUUAUUAAUCAUGCUGGUCCUGAAACUAUCAACAUCCAUACACUUAAGAGUAGCGAUAAGAUCUGCAUAUAUUUGUCGUUAACAAGUACUAUGUCGUUAUCUUUGUUUCAAAUUUAGACACAUUUAUUUGAAUUUUCAAAUAUAGUACAAGUGAAAUAGACUGUUCUGUAUUCUUCCAUGGAUUUAAUAGAGUCACAAGCAUUAAGAGGAGUUUGUUUUGUUCUUGUAUUUGACAGUGUCAUUUAAACAAGCGUCCCUACAAUCUGCUGCUUCCUUUUCCUUGCCCGUGGGCCUAAUAUUUUUACCUAAAUCUUCGCUGAUAAUAAAUUUGAUUUGACAAUAUUUUUGUCCAUACGAGCCAAAGAACGGUACAACUGACAAAUUGGGAAAGGGAAAGUGAAAUAAGUAUCUAUCUUCGUACACAGGACCUCAGCCUUCGUCACUAGGUCAGGACCUCAUCGGCUAAUUUGACAUAUUUGUACACAUAGAUCGAUUAUAACAGAAUAUUAUUCAUGGGACAUGGUUGGUUCCGGAGUUUUCAGAAUCUCCGGUCUUAACCUGAUAGUUCUUGCAUGUAGUCACAGUUCAUACGGAUUUACACAAAUAAUCAUAAACUUUGAUCAUAUUACAUAUUGUUUUACAUACUUGGCCGUAGUCACAGUGCAUAAGGAUUUACACAAAUAAUCAUAGAGUUCAAUCUAGUAAAACCACACAAAUAUGAAGU